Molecule: messenger RNA, 1108 nt
Organism: Hyla sarda
Lineage: Eukaryota; Metazoa; Chordata; Amphibia; Anura; Hylidae
Gene: LXN
Product: latexin
Exons: 8
Coding region: 206-886 (226 amino acids)
Molecular function (GO): metalloendopeptidase inhibitor activity
Source: RefSeq, a predicted model, not a curated record
UCAAACUGUGUGAGAGAAAAAAAAUAGAGUGAUUUUCCCACAAAAGCCAAUCAAAGCUCAACUAACACACUGAGUAUACAGAAGAAUAGAUAUUGCACAAUACAGAAAAACCUGAGAGCUACAAGACUGCGAUGUGUAGAGCUACAGGCACUGAAGCAGGACUGCAGUGCAUUGUGUCCUACACCUCUGACCUAGGAGAGACAUCAUGGAAACUAUUAAUCCAUCACAUUACCCGGCCUCUAGAGCAGCAGGUGUGGCUGGGGACUACAUCAACUACAAACUAGGGGGGCCACACCGGCUUUAUGAGCAGCAGCAGGUGACAAGUGCCAGCAAGGAGAGAAUUGAAGGAGUGGGAAAUAAGUAUCGCUUGGAAUUUGCUAUAAAGGAUUCCCUGAAUGAGCACCCACAAAUAAAGUGUACUGCGGAGGUCCUCUACUAUACAAAUAAUCAGCAAUCUGCUCCAAAUGUGACCUACAAACUAGAGGGUGAGCCACAGAACUACACCGCACAAAAAGACAAGGAAUUCUACAACAAAAUGAAGAGUCGCUCUGAGCCGCUAACUGGAGAAGACAUUCCAGAUAAAUUUGGCAACAUUGCACCCGAUAUGGAGCCCAUCCUGCACCUGGCACAGGCAGCUAGUGGUUUUGUCAAGUGGCAGAACUCCGCAGAAGAAACAUUUUACCGAAUGGCCAUCAUUAAGAGUGUCAAACAGGUGAUAAGCGACAAUGCUGCCCUGGAAUUACAUUACAUUAUGCUGAUCCAUGAUAUGGUUUCACAGGAAAUUAUACCCUGGUCAAUGGAAGUUUUAUGGGACCUAUCAGAAGGACUAAGGGUCAAUAAUCACCAACGUCUGCCAAAAAUCAACCCAGAUGAGACCAGCAGCUGACGGGAGCUCAGACGUCACCCAGAACAUUAUAUAUUCCAAACAAUACUCACGGAACAGGUCUUGCAACAGUCUCUCGGAAGGCAACUUUAGGUUUUCCAAUAGUACAAGGACAGUCAUAUUCCCUUUCCAGUCUCUGAAUGAAAAUAAUGACAAAUUUUGCAAAUAAAAUGUUUAUCAAUCCUAUGAUGGGCAAGUAGAUAAGAAGACACUACAGUCUGGCUU